Zea mays is the source of this 11343-nucleotide messenger RNA. RefSeq lists its product as uncharacterized. Gene Ontology annotation, molecular function: RNA polymerase II cis-regulatory region sequence-specific DNA binding; DNA-binding transcription factor activity, RNA polymerase II-specific. The transcript has 2 exons. The record is from RefSeq and is a predicted model, not a curated record. NCBI's taxonomy places the organism in Eukaryota, Viridiplantae, Streptophyta, Magnoliopsida, Poales, Poaceae. Gene Ontology annotation, biological process: DNA-templated transcription; regulation of transcription by RNA polymerase II. Bases 10325 to 11032 code for a protein of 235 amino acids.
UUCGACCUGCUCCUCCACCGCCUCUCCUCGCCCAUAAAUAGGGCCUACCCGACUACUCCUUCCCCUCGCGCUCUGCCCUUUGCGCCUUCGUCACCGCGACGCGCUUGCGUUUUCCAAUCCUUGUCUUAUACUCCGUUUCGACUUCGAGCUGGGUCGAUUUCUUCUUCAGCUGAUUCCUUGUUCUCGCAGAUCUCCAUCGGGCGUUCCGCUUUCGUGCGACGCGGGGAGCGAGCCUGUGUUCGGUGGCGGGGUUAUUGAGUUUGCCGUUUAUUUUUUUCCUGCAAUUCGUCUAGUUAUCGUGUGCAAUUCGUCUAGUCAUCGUGUCGAUCUUGUUUCGUCUCGCCUCCUCAGCGUGUGGGUUGCAGGAUUGGAUCCGAUCUGGUGUGGGGAGUUCGUCAUGUUCGCCUGGACUCGGAGGCAGGUCAGUAUUCUGUCAGAUCCAACGGUUCAUUGGUUGUCACUUGGACAUGGAUUCGGUGGUUUCAGGCCCAAUCAUCUCCCGGUGGGGUACCACCAGAAAUUGUCACUUGGACAUGGAUUUGAAGAUUUCAGGCUUAAUCGUCUCCCGGUGCGGUAGCAUCAGAAACCGAUAAUGCAGUUAUAGCCUGCACACCAGGUGGAUUUGGAGAACCUUCGGUCCGUUCUUAUGUUAACGGCUGAUCUCGCUUCUGGUCUUUUGGUUGUUUGUCCUCCUUAAACUUCAGAUGCAUGAAGGGUCCUUGCUGGUUAUGGAGAGAUCAUUUGAAGGGUGGAGGUUUGCUAUUAUGGUUCAUUCGCCGUUUCUCAUUCCUAUUCAUCAUAUUGUCGGAAGAUUAGCACCGAACUUACUCUAAGCUUCGUUGGAAAUGCUGCCUCUAGAUCUGCAGAGGCAACCUAAUAUUGGAAAUAGAUUGGGGCGUUGAUUGGACUGCAAUUCGUAGUAUUGGCGAGAAGAUCGUUUGGAUAUAUUUACCUAUCGCCCAUCAUAUUAUUAAAUUUCUAUCCGUUGCAGUUUUAAUUUCUUACAUUGGGGUGAUGGUUUUCUCCAGCAACUCGAUUAAAUGGAUGGAUUGGUGGAGGCGAGUUUGAUCCUGCUUCUGCUUGUGUAAUCAGUAGUUCGGAAUUGUUCAGAGUUCCUUGUGUUUGUUCACUAACCAUCCUUCUGUCAAUGUUCUUCGAAAACUAACUUCACACAUAGGCUCCCUUUAAUGUUUCGUUAGUGUAUCUGCAGUUUUGGGAGACAUCACUACAGAGUUCAUCCCCCUAAAUGCAUAAUGGAAGUCCUUGCUGGUAUUGUCCUCCUAGAUGCAAAAGGAAAGAUCCCUUGGUUAUGAAUAGAUCGGUUGAAGGGUGGAGGUUUGCUUAUGUUCCUUGGUUUUGAUCUGCUAUAUGGCUAUUUUUAUGUUAGCAAGUUUGAUCCAGCUUCUGCUUGUGCAAUCAGAACUUCUGAAUUGUUUAGAGUUCCUUGUGUUUGUUCACUAACCAUCCUCCUGUCGAUGUUCUUUGAAAAUUAACUUCACACAUAGGCUCCCUUAAUGCUUCGUUAGUGUCUGCAGUUUUGGGAGAUGCCACUCCAGAGUUGGUCCCCCUAGAUGCAAAAUGGAAGGUCCUUGCUGGUUUGUCCUAGAUGCAAAAGGAAGAUCCCUUGGUUAUGGAUAGAUCGGUUGAAGGGUGGAGGUUUGCUUACGUUCCUUGGUUUUGGUCUGAUAUAUGGCUAUUUUUAUGUCAAUCACGGUGGCGUGAAGAUCGCCACCGGACUAAUUAGAAGCUUGGUUGUCCUUAAUUGGAAUAAUGUAGAGGCAACUGAGGUGAUGUUUUGGACGUAGAUUGAAGCUUUGACCGGACUAAGUUCAUGUCAUGCAGAUAACAUCGUUGGGAUAUAUGUAUCUCUCACUCUUCUAUUGGCACUCUUAAAUUUCUUAUUUCUUAUAUUUCGGCUGAUGUUUUUCUCCAGCAACUGGAUUACAACAUCUGGAUUGUAUAUGGAUGGAUUGGAGCCUGAGUUUGGUUCUGCUUCUGCAUGAGCAAUAAUAAGUUCUGAACUAUUCAGGGGUCCCUUUUUGUUCAAAGAACAAUUCUAUCCUGUCAAAUGUUAGUUCACUCAGGCUACCUAAUGAUCGGACUUUAUCCUAUCCCACAUUAUUUGAUGAACGUUCAUGCUGUUUGAGUGUUCUAAGUUCUCACUACCAAAUAGAUAGUUACCAGAGGGUGGUCCUGCUGAUUGCAGAUCUCUAGGUGGGAUAUUUGCAUGGGCACAGAAGGAACCAGAUCUAUUCAAACCUACAACGAACUUUAACUCUCAUUGUGUUUGUUCAGUGGUUCUACCUUGAAGUAGAUAAACUUAUCCAAUUUACAAAAUGCUAGUAUAUGAACCAUGAUGAAAAUUUGGAUACUUCUAUUUUAAUCUGCACUUCUGCAGUGGUAGAAGGCACUGGAUAUGUUUGGGACGUAGGAGAUUCAAGCUGAUAUGGGUAGAACUACAACUUCGAUUUAAUCGAACUUGUUUCUGCUUUAUCAUGCUAUAUGCAUUAACUGAAGCUUUAAUUCUUGUGCUGCUGUCAUUUCUGUGUUCUGCAGAUCAUUUAGCUCAAGUAAUUGGUAGUCCAACGGUCAUGAUACUUGUUUUGGUUUGGGAUUAGCUUUAUCUACAUUUUUGUCCUCGCUUUUACAUGUGUUUGCAGGGUAAGUUUGGCAAUUGGAAAUCCCUGUAGCGAAGAACUGAUAUUUAAAACUGGGGCAGGUUAGAAAUCAUUCCGGUUGUGUUGGUUCCAUCACUUGUUUUCAGUGAUUUCAUAUCUGAAUGAUUGGCUAACAUUCUGACUCUCCAAUGAUAUCGCUGGAACAGUAGUAGUAGUAUUAGCAGCAAGGUUCGAGAUGCGGACAUUGGAGGUGGAUUUUCCUUGCACUCUGGUUUUUCUUCUCUUCGUGUCGGUGUUGCUAUUCAAGCACCUUGCCUGUCCCGUCUUGCCCUUUGUCACUUCGUCACUGGCGUGUUUGCGUUUUCCAUUUCUUCCUUCUCUGUACUCUCUGUUUCGACUUCGAGCUGGGAUGGUUUCUUCUCCGGCUGAUCUGUUCUGCUGCUGUUGCGGUUACGUGCUCUUGCAGAUCCCCUUGGGGCAUUCUGCUUUCGUGCCACGCGGGAGUGGGCCUGUGUUUGGUGGCGGGAUUGUUGGAUUUGCGGUUUAUUUUUAAGGCAAAUCGUCUAGUUAUCGUCGAUCUUGUUUCGUCUUCGCCUUCUCAGCAUGUCGGUUGCAGGAUUGGAUCUGAUCUGAGUUCGUCAUGACGUUGUGUGGCGAUCUGUUUGUCUGAGUUCGGAGAUAGGUUAGUAUUCUGUCAGAUCCAAUGGUUCAUUGGUUUUGUCACUUGGACAUGGAUUCGGUGGUUUCAGGCUCAAUUGUUCAUCUCCUGUUGUGGUACCAUCAGAAACCGAUAGUGCAGUUGUAGCCUGCAUACCAGAUGCAAGGAGGGUCCUUGCUGGUUAUGGAAAGAUCAGUUGAAUGGUGGAGGUUUGCUUAUGGUUCAUUCGUCGUUUCUCAUUCUGAUAUCAUCAUAUUGGUGCAAAGAUUAGCACCAGACUUGCUCUAAGCUUGAUUGGAAAUGCUGCUGGCUAGAUCUGCAGAGGCAACAUAAUUUUGGAGGUAGAUUGAGGCGUUGACUGGAGUGGAGUUUGUAGCAUCGGCGAGGAUAUCAGUUGGAUAUAUUUACCUAUCGCUCUUCAUAUUAUUAAAUUUCUAUCUGCUGCAAUUUUAAUUUCUUACAUUGGGGUGAUGGUUUUCUCCAGCAACUCGAUUAUAUGGAUGGAUGGGUUGGAGGCGAGUUUUGAUCCUGCUUGUGCAAUCAGAAGUUCGGAAUUGUUCAGAGUUCCUUAUGUUUGUUCACUAACCAUCCUGCUGUCGAUGUUCUUUGAAAAUCAACUUCACACACAGGCUCCCUUAAUGCUUUGUUAGUGAAUCUGCGGUUUUGGGAGAGGUUGAAGGGUGGAGGUUUGCUUACAUCCGUUGGUUUUGAAAUGUUUUAUGGCUAUUUUUAUGUCAAUCAUGGUGCCGUGAAGAUUGCCACGGACUAAUUAGAAGCUUGAUUGUCCUUAAUUGAAAAAAUGCUGUAGAGGGCUAAAGGUAACAGAGGUGAUGUUUUGGACGUAGAUUGAAGCUUUGACUGGACUAAGUUCAUGGCAUGCCGAUAACAUCAUUUGGAUAUAUGUAUCUCACUUUUUAUUGGUACUCAAAUUUCUUGUUUCUUAUAUUCGGGCUGGUGUUUUUUUCCAGCAACUGCAUUGUAUAUGGAUAGAAGUCUUCUCAUAUUCUUGGAUGGGCUUGUCACUCGGAAUGUGUUGAGUAAACUUAUCCAAUUUAUAAAAUGCUAGUAUAUGAACCAUGAUAAAAUUUAGAUAAUUCUUAUUUAAUCUGCAGUGAUAGAAGGCACUGUGCAAGUUUGGGAUGUGGUGGGAGAUUUAAGCAGAUAUGGGUAGAAUUACAGCACUAACUUUCAUUUAAUCAAACUUGUUUCUGCUUUAUCAUUCUAUAUGCUUCAACUGAAGCUUUAACUCUUGUGCUGCUGGAAUUUCUGUGUUCUGCAGAUCAUUUAGCUCAAAUAAUUGGUAGUGGGUCACGAUACUUGUUUUGGUUUGGGAUUUCUAUGGAUGCUUUUGUCUAGCUUAUCUAUGUUGUUGUGGUUGCUUUUACAUGUGGUUGUAGGGUAAGUUUGGCAAUUAAAAAUCCUGUAUUUAAAACUGGGGACAGGUCAGAAUGUCAUUCCGGUUGUGUUGAUGCAAAAUGAAAGGUGGGCUGGUUUUGUCCUCCUAGAUGCGGAAGGAAAGGUCUGCUGGUUAUGGAGAGAUCGGUUGAAGGGUGGAGAUUUGUUUACGUUCGUUGGUUUUGAUUUGUUACAUGGAUAUUCUUAUGUCAAUCAUGGGGGUGUGAAGAUAGCCACCUGAUUAAUUAGAAGCUUGAUGAUUGUCCUUGAUUGGAAAAAUGAUGUAGAGGCAACAUAGGUGAUGUUUUGGACGUAGAUUGAAGCUUUGACUGAACUAACUUCAUGGCAUGCUCUCUUUUAUUGGUACUCUUAAAUUUCUUGUUUCUUAUUUCUGGGCGGGUGUUCUUCUCCAGCAACUGGAUUACAGCAACUGGAUUGCAUAUGGAUGGAUUUGGGGCCUGAUUUGGAUUCUGCUUCUGCGUCAGCAAUAAUAAUUCUGAACUAUUCAGGGUUCCCUGUGUUUGUUCAAUAACUAACCUACCCUGUCAAAUGUUCUUUGAAAAUUUAGUUCCCUCAUAAACUAUCUACUCUUCUUGUUUUUUAUAUUUGGGCUGGUGUUUCUCUCCAACAACUGGAGUUACAACAUCUGGAUUGUAUAUGAAUGGAUUGGAGCCUGAGCUCGAUUCUGCUUUUGCAUGAGCAAUAAUAAUAAGUUCUAAACUAUUCAGGGUUCAAAAAAAAUCAUCCUAUCCUGUCAAAUGUUCUUUGAAAUUUAGUUCACUCGUAGGCUACCUUCAAAGAUAUGAUUGUAAUCUGCAGUUUUGGAGGCAUCGCAAUGGAGAUAGGACUUUGCAGUUGAACUUGGCGGCAAAUGAUCGGACUUCGUAUCCCACAUUAUUUGAUGAAUGUUCAUGUUGUUUAAGUGUUCUCGGUUCUCACUAUCAAAUUGAUAGUUACCAGAGGGGGUGGUCUUGCUGAUUGCAGAUCUCUAGGUGGGAUACUUGCAUGGGCACCGAAAGAUCCAGAUCUAUUCAAACCUACAACAACCUUUAGCUCAUUGUGUUUGUUCAGUGUCUUCUACCUGGAAGUAGAUAAUGAUUGGGGUCAUUGUUGCAGGUCUUCUCAUAUUUUUGCAUGGGCUUGUUACACGGAAUAUGUGUUGGGAGUACUAAACUUAUCUAAUUUACAAAAUGCAAUGCUAGUAUAUGAACCAUGAUGAAAAUUCGGUUACUUCUAAUUUAAUCUGUAGUGGUAGAAGGCACUGGACAUGUUUGGGACUUGGGAGAUUCAAGCAGAGAUGGGUAGAACUACAACACUACAACUUCCAUUCAAUCAAACUGUUUCUGCUUUAUCAUGCUAUAUGCUUCUGUGGAAGCUUUAAAUUCUUGUGCUGCAGGUCAUUUAGCUCAAGUAAUUGAUAGUCCAACGGUCAUGAUAUUUGGUUUGGGAUUCCUGUGGAUGCUUUCGUCUGGCUUUAGCUAUGUUUUUCUGGUUGCUUUUACAUGUGGUUGCAGAAUAAUUUUGGCAAUUGGAAAUCCAUGUAUCAAACAACUGAUAUUCGAAACUGGGGGCAGGUCAGAGAUAAUUCCGGUUGUGUUGGUUUCGUCACUUGUGUUAUCAGUGAUUUAAGAUCUGACUGGUUGGCUAACAUUCUGGCUCUCCAUGGAUAUUGCUGAUGUAGUGAUGUAGUAAAGCAAGGUUUUUGAUACCUGGGUUUAUUCGUAUAUCAAAUGAUCGUAGUGUGUGUUUUGUGUCAUUUAGGGAUGCAGGCUGACAUUGGAGGCGGAUUUUCCUCAAUUGGAGAUAUAACAAUUUGGAAAUAAAUUGUGACACUUGACCUCUCACUUAUAACUUCUGUCUUUGGCCUGUAAUCACUUGUUAUGUUUCCAGCCACUUUAACUAUAGCAUACGGCAUUGACGCCUAGGAGUUCUUUUGUGCUACAACAAUCUAAAUUACAAGGAUGCUUCUAAUUCUUCAUUUCUGUCAACAGUCCUAUCCAGUUACUUUCUUCAACCAGUAACUCUCUGUGCUGCAACAAUCUAAAUUACAAGGAUUCUUCUAAUUCUUCAUUUCUGCUGCCAACAGUCGUAUCCAGUUACUUCCUUCAACCUGUUACUCUUCAAGUUUGUGCAGAUGUGACACACAGAAGCUGAGAUAGAAUUUCCAACCAUCUAUGCCGUCUUCAAAGCCCAUCACUGUUCCACUGGCCAUUUAUUUGAUUUGCCUUGGAUUUGAAGGUUUUUUAAGGCUAUCACUGAACCAAAAUAGACAAACCAUAGAUGGUCUCUUUGGAAAAUGUAGAUUUAGCACUUGAAAUUUUAAAGUUCAGUCUGAUCCUGAUCAUAAUAUGUGCCUAUCUUCCGAAUUCUACUACCUCCAAUUUUGCUAGCCAGAGAACUUUCAGAUAGUGUGCAUUGAAGUUCAAGCUUGAUUACUUGUACUGAUCUGCUGUUUCGGAUGCUUUGGAUGCUCCAUGCUAGUUAUAUAAUCCACAUGAUCACAACCAAGACGAUACAUUGUUCAGAGAUUGCACUAACUACUGUUCCUGAAUAUUGACUGCAUAUCACUUUCCAUUUCACUUGUGAUUUGGAUUGUUGGUGGUUUGCUUGGUUUCCAGUUAUUUGAAAGCAUUAAUGCUUGGAUGUUAGGAGUGAUGAGGCACUCAUUACGAUACUCUUCAAUCUAACCAUUUAUAUUGGAUCCACUUGGAGCUAAGGUUAGGUUACUCCUUUGCACUACCUUUAUUUUGAAGCUGUCCUUGUUAAUCUGCAUGCCUCAUCUGAUGGCUCAGGUCCACUAUUUGCGCCGAUAUCCAGCAAGAACUCUUUCUUGACAAUACAUAACUUCAUUGUGCAAAAUUGGUUUGUUACUGAAAUUGUAGGUUCUUUACUUGAGCAUAUGUGGUCAUCGUAUACUUUUUGGUCCAAUUACCCAAAUUUUCUGUUAGGACCCCUACUAAUGUUUAAUCUAGUUUCUGGUUCGCUUCUAAUUUUACUUCCAUCUGUUAUGUAUUGUUUAUGUCUUGACUUUCAUCUGGUGCAUCUUAUCUGUUGUGGAUCAAAACUAAGAAAAAGGAUGUUGCUGCUUCUGUGCAUGCCAAAAGAAAAUCUCUCUGAACAAACUUGUCUUCUAUGUGCUUAUUGUUUGACCAUUUCUAUCGUGGACUAGCAGUAGUGCCUUAUGAUGUCCAUGUUGGCGCUAAGAAAUGUAUUGCGGUCAGUUUUUUGUGAUAUGCUGGAUGUCUUAACUGUACAUAAGAUUGCACGAGUGUACACUGGCUGUUUUUUAGCUGUCCACUUGCUUAUCUUUUUUUUCAAAUUAUGUCUGGGAGCACGAUCUUCUUUGUGUGUAAUUGUUUGUGUUUCCUGAUUUGUUGUUUGUUUGCGGUUUAACACUGCCUUUGCCGGUCCCAAGCCCGGAUGAGAAAAUGUGGAGGGAACUGCAGGGUUUCUUCUUAGUCCCAUGAAUGGUAUCAGGGUACUGGGAAGAAAUGUUGUUUGGUCAAAACAGCUGGACUCUGAGAGCUCAGACGGGCGUAACCUAACCAUCAAGCGCAAGCGGCAGUACGGUCACGUCUCCAGACGGGCGUUACCUAACCAUCAACUGCAAGCUGGUAGCCUGGUAGUAAUACUGGUUCACGGCUGCCUGCAUGCAAGUUCUUUUUUCCCCUGUUGAACAAGUUUAUUUAUCUCAUUACCCGCUGAAGAACUCAACGCACAGCAAGCUACAGCUACCUGAAGCCGUUUGGUUAAUCAUCGAAACAAUGGAUACCUCUAAUCUUCUUCAAAGUAAGCCAUGUACAAAAGGGACUUAGGUCCUUCCCUGGGAGAUGUCUGUACCGAUGGACUAGCUUGACUUUAGUGAUGUAGCUGUUACCUGGUCUUAAUUUGUUCUUGUCCUUCCGUUCUUGUUUCCAUGUUGAUUUCUGUUCCCCACUCGCUCCUCGCAGCCCAUUUGAAGUUCGUCAGACUUACGCACAGCAGAGAGCAGACACAAACUUGGACGAGAAUCGGCCACUGCUUGCCAUGCGACCCUGAGCGCAGCAUGCCCAAUUCGGGGAUUCUAACCGAGGUCGAGCUAGUAAACACCACCUGGAUGCUGAAAGUUUUAUGCUUGUUUCUCCAUAGCGCUUCUUUAUAAUUUGUUCUUAAAAAAACUUCUCUGCAUGCGUGUUUUUUAUGAACAAUGAUGUGCAUAGUCAACUAGGCAAUAAAAAAAACUUGCAUGACAUGGUAUAUAUAUAUAUAUUAAUUAUAUGAAUAGAUUUUAUUAAGACAUAAAAAUGUGUUCUAUUGAUUAAGUGGAUGUCAAUGUGAAGCUAACUACUAAAGUUUAAACUCAUAUUUUUACAUAUAUUUUUUAUUUUAUUUUUACAUUAAACGGGAAUGGUAACGCAGGACAAUGUUGAAAUUAGUGCUUUAGGGUAUUUAAUGUACUAAACCUAAUAAUUAGCUACUAAAAUUAGUUGAAGAUAUCAAACACUCUAGCUAAUAGUUCUAUUAGCUAUUUUUGGUAAAUUAACUAAUAAUUGGCUAUCUAUUUGUUAGUUAGCUAAUUUUACCAGUAAUUUUUUAGCAACUAAUUAUUAGCUCUAUUAUAUUUAAACACUUAAUAUAGUACUCUUUGUCUCAAAUUAAAAUUCGUUUCAGGUAUUUAGUGGAUUCAUUUAACAUUAAUGGAUGUGUUUUGCAUAUAUGACUUCGUCGUCUAUUUGAAUAUAGAUAUAAAAAUAUAUUUGAAUAUAGAUAUAAAAAGUAGUUGAUGAGCGAAUACUGAUUUCGAACGGAGGGAGUGGAAAAGGUUUAAAGCGCGAAAAAGUCCAACUGAACAGGCCAGUUGUAGGCCACCACAAGCGAAAAGGUUCAUCAUUGCGAGCGAUCGAUAAACCUCCCAGCACUGGCAAGGUCCGGGGAUCGUCGCCCCUCCCUCCGUCUCCACGACUCCACCCCCGCCCCUAAACCAACCACGUCGGCGUCCAUCUCCUCCACAACACAACACCCCUCCCUUUCCAGGAUUCUCCUCUCCUCCAAAAGAUCGGUGGCGGGUGAGACGAGAAAGAAAGAAGCUGACAAAGGCGAGAAGGGAUAGAGAGAGGAGAGAAAGGGAAGGUAGAAACUGGACAGAAAGUUUCUCCCCGCUAGAAGUAGCUCGGCGGUGAGGGAGCGAGAGACCUGCCGCCUACCCUUGCCCCACCGUUUUUUUCAUACCGUCUCGCCGGAAUCCUGCUUUAUUUUCCCGGCCAGUCCACCGCCUUCUCGGGCUACCACGCUGAUCCGGCGUCGUCUGCGGUCCUUCCGACCAACUCUUCAAUCUUGUGAAUUGCUUUUCGCCCAGUUAGGGCAGAUCACCAUUCCUUGCAGGAGUUCGUUGCCGUCUCUCCAAUCCUCCCUGGCUCGACUGCUCAGUGGUGACUGAUGUGGUCCACUGCCCUGCCCUGCACCUGCAAGUUAGUUUCACUCGUGAUCCGUCAGCUUGCCACCCAGCAACCGCUGAUUAUCAGAAAUCCACUUCUCAAAGCUUCAAGGAGCAUCCUUCGAACAAGUUCCUGAUUCCUUCGCCUCCCGCCCUCCCCGUUUCUUCUCUGGCAUCCUUGUCCGUUGACCACAGAGGGAAGAAAUCUGUUCCGGGCAGGCAGGCGCAUUCUCCGCCACAAUGGACGAUGGAGCUGACCUCCCCUGCCAGUUGCUCUUCUCCCACCCGGAGAUGCCUCACAGCUUCGACGAGUUCUUCAGCAGCGCCACGACCACGACCACCUGCACCCACACGCACAGCUGCGACCCUCCGGGCCCCUCGGCCGCCAUGCAUACCCACACGUGCCUGCACACGCACACCCAGGUCCUGGGCAGCGGCGGGGAGGACGACGGCUCAGCGAAGCCGCGGAGGCCCCUGGGAAACAGGGAAGCCGUGCGCAAGUACCGCGAGAAGAAGAAGGCGCGCGCGGCCUUCCUGGAAGGGGAGGUCAAGAAGCUGCGCGCCGCCAACCAGCAGCUCGUGCGGCGGCUGCAAGACCACGCGGCUCUGGAGGCGGAGGUGGCGAGGCUCAGGGGCCUCCUGCUCGACGUCCGGGGCAGGAUCGACGCCGAGGUCGGCGUGUCCCCGUUUCAGAGGCCAUGCAGCGCGGGCUCUGUGGAGUGCGGCGCUGAUCCAGCUCUGCGCUUCGAUGGCAGCUCGGAGGUAGUAGGAGGUGGUGGCUGGGAGAAGAGCUCAAGCCCUCAAGUUGCGGACUGCAGGAUCGAUGAAGGGGGAGGAGGGAUGUCACGGGAACUUGAUGUUCUAGAAGGUUUGCGUCACUCCAUUGAUGCUGGGGCAACCUUUGUGAGUUCUGAUUCUCUUGCUGAACGAUCGUGUUUGCCUGGUUGACAGUUUCGGGGCCUCUGCCAGCUUCUUUGGGCUUUGCUUUAAAGAUAAAUUAAAUUAUUCAUGGAUUUAGGAGAAUGAGGAACCGACAGUGAGUAGAACUAUCUUCGCAUCGCUGUGGUUUAUGUUUCUUAUGCUGGUGUUCAGUGUGUAUAUAUAGGGUACAGAAUACUUUCAUAUGAGCACUGAAGAAAUCGAAAUUGACAAUGUUUCAUGCGAAAUUGUACUGCGGGUAUGUAAAUGAAGUGCGCCUGACUUCUGACUUGUAGCCUGUUUGUGCUUAGCUGAAAUAUUAUUAAGCUAUUAAUAUAAAA